Messenger RNA from Salvia hispanica, 1247 nucleotides. Its product is annotated as GATA transcription factor 9-like. Gene Ontology annotation, molecular function: sequence-specific DNA binding; zinc ion binding. Lineage: Eukaryota; Viridiplantae; Streptophyta; Magnoliopsida; Lamiales; Lamiaceae. The record is from RefSeq and is a predicted model, not a curated record. Gene Ontology annotation, cellular component: nucleus. Gene Ontology annotation, biological process: cell differentiation; positive regulation of DNA-templated transcription.
CCCUCUCCCUUGAAGCCCAAAUAAACCCCUACCCUCACUCCUCUCCUUCCCACUCUCCUCUACUAUUUUUUCACACAGUAAUAACACACACAUUCUUCUUCCAAUGGAAACCCCUGAAUUCUUCCAAACAGAUUACUACACCUCCCAAUUCACGGCGGAGAACGCCAAAACCACCGACCAUUUCAUCAUCGAUGACCUCCUCGACUUCCCCAACGACGACUGCAUUGACGCCGACAACUCCUCCACGCCUCUUGACAACUCUUGCAACUCCACUUUCUCCGCCACCACCGGCGAGCAGCCUUAUUUUCAGGCGGCUGACGUCAUUUCUAAUGAACUGGCCGUGCCGUAUGAUGAAUUAGCUGAGCUGGAAUGGGUAUCGAGCUUCGUGGACGAAUCAUUUUCAAGCGAUGAUUUGCAAAAGCUUCACCUAAUUCAAGGCUUGAAGGCCCGAACCAACGAGGCCCCACAGGCCCAACACUACAAUUUCCAGCCCAACCCGGCCCAGACCGGCCCGACCCUCCUCUCCGACAUGUCGGUCCCGGGCAAGGCCCGGAGCAAGCGCUCCCGGGCCGCCCCGGGCAGCUGGACCUCCCGCCUCCUCAUGGUGUCUCCGACACCCGAGGAGGCGCCACCCGCCAUGUCAUCCUCUUCAGAGUCUGACAUGGCGGGAGGCAAAAAGCCCGAGGCGGCCCGGAAGAAGGAGGCCGCCCCGGGCCCGGGGCGCAAGUGCCUCCACUGCGCCACGGACAAGACGCCGCAGUGGAGGACCGGGCCCAUGGGCCCGAAGACGCUGUGCAACGCGUGCGGCGUCAGGUACAAGUCGGGCCGGCUGGUGCCGGAGUACAGGCCGGCGGCCAGCCCGACUUUUACGCUGACGAAGCACUCGAACUCGCACCGGAAGGUGAUGGAGCUGCGGCGGCAGAAGGAGGCGGUGAGGGCGCAGCAGUUCCACCACCAAAUUAGUGUUAAUUUUGACGGCGCCGACGAUUAUUUGAUCCAUCAACACAUCGGGCCCGAUUUUCGCCAGCUGAUUUAGGGCUUUUUUAAUUUAGUUUGGUAGUGUUUUUCGUCGAGAAUUUUUUUUUUUUAAUUGUUAGGACAAUCGAAUCCAAUCUCAUCGAAUUUUGUCGGGCUUUUGUUUUUUAGAUUAAAAAUGAAAAAAAGAGGGCUAAUGUCCUAAAUUGAAGUGUAUUCUUGAGCAAAUAAUUAUUGAACAAUUUUUCGUUACUCCAUUUUCCAUUUUUGAA